AUGUCGAGCGAAAUGCCUCCUACAACUACCAGUCCUAUAUCUCUCGAGCGUAGAAACAGUCUUGAGAAAGCUAUCCAGAACCGGCCCGAAGCUCACGAGUUGAGGGAAAAGCACAUUCUUCUCAAGACUAAUGCUGCACCGUAUAGCUCUGCAUGCUCAGCAACAAGAGCUAGCACGUCACCAACUUACAGACAGCCUGAACAAAGCCAUUGCUUCUCGUCCCGAAAAGACGAGCUGGUAGAACGUAACAUUUUGCCCGAGUCCACUGCUGCUCCUGCCUUGCAGAGCCACCAGCGUGAACUUGCAGCAGCCAUGCGUCGUGAUUCCAUUGAGAAACACUUACAGACUCGACCCUCGCCAGCUGAGCUGAUCAAAGAAGGCAUACUCGAAGCCAACGAGAAUCCUUUGGACGAACCAUGA
Molecule: messenger RNA, 420 nt
Organism: Aureobasidium musti
Lineage: Eukaryota; Fungi; Ascomycota; Dothideomycetes; Dothideales; Saccotheciaceae
Source: the annotation of a GenBank genome assembly